UGUGUGUGUGUGUGUGUGUAGCCCGGUAGGAAUCCUCCUACUUUGUAGCACGUCAGCACUGGGGGAGGCACCAAAGAGCUGACUUAGAGGGAGUAGUUGAACAUCAGAGGAGAGGAGCGCACUGUAAGAGCAGAAUGAAGCCGGAGGAGAGUCCAAAUAUUUAACAGACCGCGAGACAGAGAGAAGAAGAAGAGGGAGAGGGAGGGGAGCGGUGACAGGGUGAGACACACGCAGGACACAGACGUGGUCUCAGGGAUGAAGACUUAAAUUCGGAUCCGAUUGCACGUGAAAGAGGAGUGGAACUGUGUUGUUAAAAAAAAGAACCCACGGGGGGCGGGGGGACAAAGUGAGACUGACGAAUCUGCAAAAGUGCGGCGCGUGUGGCGCGAAGAAAAGCUGAAUGAUCGAGGGGAGUGGAAUUCAGCACCAGUGGGGUGGACAGCUCCCGCAGCCUGGCCGAAGGUAAAUGACUCGAACCGAGCGGCGAGAGAAGAAGAAGAAGAAGAAGAAAGACUGAAGAAAGACUGUGAGAGGAGGAGGAGGAGGAGGAGGAGGAAGACCAGGAUCCACAGAGGAACACCGUCCGUCCGCUGAGGUUCACCGCUCAAUCUGCGCUCAAUAUGUACCAGGGGCAUUUACAGGGGAAAGACUCUAGGGCUGCAGAUAAGACUGUUGCCAUGGUCCUGAAGGAGAUACCGAGUCAGGCGUCAUCAGAAGGGAAGCCCCUCCUCACAGUGACUACCAAGCUGGUGAGUGAGCAACAGGAAAGCCGACCACUGCUCAGCCCUUCCAUCGACGAUUUCCUCCUGGAGACCAAGAGUGAUGGGGUUCCACGACCUGUGACCUCCAACACAGCAGUUCUGUCUUCGACACUGGACCUGCUGGACCUCAGUGAACCCAGUGAGAGGAGGAACAGUAAAGACCGCCGGAGUCUGCUGUCCUCCCACAGCGAGGGACAGAAGAACAGCUCGUACCGGAAGAAAACGGAGGAGACGGAGCUGAUCCAAGUGGAAGUUGAACAAACGGGACCGGGGAUGAGAACCUCCGAGNGUUCAAAUGUUCCACCAGUGACCUUUGAGUCUUCACUGGACAAAUGGGAGGAGUUGAACCCCAACCCUGAGAGGAACGGGAACAGGAAGUGGAAGCUGGAACGACGACGACCGUCCAAAAAUUCAUCCAACGAGUUCCUGUGGGCUUUGGACAGUAAAAACCAGUCGGAGUCGUCAAAUAAGAAUUCUGUGGAAUCGAACCCCAAACUGGACUCAGAGGCUGUCCUGGCGUCUCAGCUCAACAGGCAGUAUAUUAGUGGACGACAUGCUCGUCUGACGAAGGAGCAGCGCUGGGGCAGUGCCCUCCUGUCCAGACACCAGUCCCUGGAGGAGGAGUUUGAACGAGCCAAGGCCGCUGUGGAGGUAAGAGCUGGGGGGGUGGGGGAGGGGGGGGGUUACUACUUCCAUACAGAUAAUCCCUACAAGGAUUUACCCAACGCUUUUACUGAGGGAUUAAAGAAGUCUCGAGACGGAGAUUUACCAAACGCUGUGCUGUUCCUGGAAGCAGCUGUUCUGCAGGACCCUCAUGAUUCAGAGGCGUGGCAGGUUCUGGGGACCACCCAAGCUGAAAACGAGAAUGAGCAGGCAGCGAUCGUCUCCCUCCAGAGGUGUUUGGAGCUCCACCCAAACAACCUCCCGGCUCUCAUGGCCCUGGCCGUGAGUCUCACCAACACCGGGAUGCGUAACGACGCCUGCGAGGCCCUGCUGCGAUGGUUCCGACACAACCCCAAGUACAAGCUCCUCCUGAAGAGCAGGAGCCACCUAGUGGCCUCCCCGAAAUCCCAGCGCAGGCUGUCGCACGUCCUCAACAUGAACAGACAAGACAGCUCCCUGCUGCCGGAGGUCAAAGAUCUGUUCCUGGAAGCAGCGCUGCACAACCCGGAGGGCGUGGACCCAGAUCUGCAGACGGGCCUCGGCGUUCUCUACAACCUGAGUGGAGAGUUCGACAAAGCCGUGGAGGCCUUUCACACCGCCCUGUCAGUGCGGCCUGAGGACUACUUACUGUGGAACCGUCUGGGAGCCACGCUGGCCAACGGGGACAGGAGCGAGGAGGCGGUGGAGGCCUACACCAGAGCCCUGGAGCUGCAGCCGGGAUUCAUCCGCUCACGCUACAACCUGGGCAUCAGCUGCAUCAACCUGGGGGCACACAGAGAGGCUGCCAGUAACUUCCUGACGGCCUUGAGCCUCCAGAGAAAAAGCCAAAGUCGUCAACAGUCCCACCAGGUGAUGUCUGGGAACAUCUGGGCUGCUCUGAGGAUCGCUCUGUCCAUGAUGGACCAGCCCGAACUCUUCCAGGCGGCAAACAUUGGUGACUUGGAUCAUCUAAUGAGGGCAUUCAACAUGGAAAUGUGAGGAGUGGGACGGAGGGAGGGAGGGAGGG
Cynoglossus semilaevis (tongue sole) is the source of this 2430-nucleotide messenger RNA. RefSeq names its product peroxisomal biogenesis factor 5-like a (gene pex5la). Lineage: Eukaryota; Metazoa; Chordata; Actinopteri; Pleuronectiformes; Cynoglossidae. Gene Ontology annotation, cellular component: cytosol; peroxisomal membrane. Gene Ontology annotation, biological process: protein import into peroxisome matrix, docking. Gene Ontology annotation, molecular function: protein binding. The record is from RefSeq and is a predicted model, not a curated record.